Molecule: messenger RNA, 982 nt
Organism: Triticum dicoccoides
Lineage: Eukaryota; Viridiplantae; Streptophyta; Magnoliopsida; Poales; Poaceae
Exons: 4
Coding region: 87-830 (247 amino acids)
Source: RefSeq, a predicted model, not a curated record
CAGGUCCAAGCAAACCCUAACUCCAGCCCCUUCUCACGCAUCCCACAGCCCACCCCUUUGCCACUGCUCCUCGGCUUCGGCCCUCCAUGCGCCGCGCCGCCGCCCCACCCACCCUGCAUGCCCCUCCUCACCACCACGCGGAAUUGCACGCCGACCUCCAUGCUCAUCUAGAUGGUCUUGAGACGGACGUGCAUCCUAGACUUGCCGAUCUCGAUGCGGGAUUGCACACCAUCCUCUCCCACCGUGAGCAAGCGUGGCUGCACGAUGUGGGCAUCGGAUUGGACGGCCUUGACGCUAAUCAGAUUCUCCUCCAAUUGGGAUUGCAUGCGCAGCUGCACCUACGACACACCCUUACGCGCGGCUGCAAGUACGCCGCCGGCGCAGGAAAACGUACCAGUUGUGCCAUAUGGGAUGACGGAACGCCGGCCUGCACGCAAGCGUUGGACAGGCGCACCCAGAGUAGCGAGUGUUGCACGUUGGCCUCUGAAGAUUCGCGGUGCACUACAGGCAGCAUUGCAAAUUCCGCGUGCAUUGCAAAUUCAGAAUUAGGGGAAUUUCCUAUGAAGUAUCUUGGAGUUCCCUUGCACUAUAACAAACUUAGAAAGGAGGACUUGCAAUCUGUCAUUGAUAGUGAGAAAUUAGUUCUUAUUCAAUCCUGCUUUGGUGGCCGGUUAGCCGCCCCCGGGACCGAGAUGCCAUCACCACCAUCAUCGCUGAUCUUCACGCGAUGGCUCUCCGCUUGGCGCCGCCGCUUCCUCCUCCGCCACCAGAGCCGGAUUAGAUCCUCACAUUCUGUGCCGCCACUUGUUUUUCAUUUUUGGGCUUGUUGAGUUGUGCCCUCAGCAGAACCUGUUUGUACCUUGUGUUGUGCUACUUCGUGUGCGGGGUGUGGGUGCGUGUGUUUGCUGUGUGACCUUUGUUGGACCUUGUGGCUUCGGAGGUUUGCUUUAUAUAUAAAGCAGGGCAAAAGCCUUUUUCGGUA